Fusarium sp. VM40 is the source of this 3162-nucleotide messenger RNA. The record is from the annotation of a GenBank genome assembly. NCBI's taxonomy places the organism in Eukaryota, Fungi, Ascomycota, Sordariomycetes, Hypocreales, Nectriaceae.
AUGGCUGCUGUGCGCGGUACCGAGCAUACCAAAACCGAUCAAGAGCUCGCCAUCAACAUUAAGAAAGCUACGAACGCCGAAGAGAUCUCACCAAAGCGCAAGCAUGUUCGAGCAUGUAUCGUCUAUACGUGGGACCAUCGGUCGUCUGCCGCCUUCUGGUCUGGCAUUAAGGUUCAACCCAUCCUCGCCGACGAAGUCCAGACGUUCAAGGCCCUCAUUACAGUCCACAAGGUCCUCCAGGAAGGUCACCCCAGCGCCCUGAAAGAGGCAAUGGCAAACCGCGCCUGGAUCGAUAGCUUGAACCGCGGUAUGGGUGGAGGAGGUGAGGGUAUGCGCGGUUAUGCGCCCCUAAUCCGCGAAUACGUUUACUACCUGCUGGCGAAGCUCUCGUUCCACCACCAACACCCCGAGUUCAACGGAACCUUUGAAUACGAGGAGUAUCUCAGCUUGAAAGCCAUCAACGACCCUAACGAAGGUUACGAGACCAUCAGCGAUCUUAUGGUUCUGCAGGACAAGAUUGAACAAUUCCAGAAGCUGAUCUUCUCUCACUUCCGCAAUGUGGGGAACAACGAGUGUCGCAUUGCGGCACUUGUACCUCUUGUCCAAGAGAGUUACGGAAUUUACAAGUUCAUCACUAGCAUGUUGCGCGCAAUGCACUCAACGACUGGCGACGAUGACGCUCUCGAGCCCCUCCGAGAGCGUUACAACGCACAGCAUUAUCGUUUGGUCAAGUUCUAUUAUGAGUGCUCCAACCUUCGAUAUCUCACCAGUCUUAUUACCAUCCCCAAGCUUCCUCAAGACCCUCCAAACCUCUUGGCCGAGGACGAUGACGCCCCCGCGCUCCCGGCGCGACCAAAGCAGGAGAUCGAGCGAAAGCCGUCUCCCCCGCCAGAGCCCAAAAAUGAAGCCCCUGAUGAGAUGAACGAGUUCUGGAAGAGCGAGUUGGACCGUCAAAACCGAGAGUACGAAGAGCAGCAGCGUAUUCUGGAGCAACAGCAACAGCAAUCUCUUAUGGCCCAGCAGCAGGCGCAGCUUCAAGCACAGCGUGAGUUUGAGCAACAGCAACAACAGCUGAUGGAGCAGCAACAACGAGAGCAGGAGGCACUUAUGGCGCAACAGGCCCAAUGGCAGACUCAGGGACGCCUUGCCGAGCUUGAACGGGAGAACCUCAAUGCGCGGGCACAGUACGAGCGUGACCAGCUGAUGCUUCAGCAAUACGACCAGCGAGUCAAGGCUUUGGAGGGUGAGCUGUCGCAUAUCCAGAACAGUCUCGGCCAGCAGAUGAACAGCAAGGACGACCAGAUCCGGGCUCUUCAGGAGCAGGUCAACACAUGGAGGACGAAAUACGAGGCAUUGGCGAAGCUAUACUCUCAGCUGCGACACGAGCAUCUCGAUCUCCUUCAGAAGUUCAAGGCUGUUCAACUCAAGGCAGCCAGCGCACAGGAGGCCAUUGACCGACGAGAGAAGCUUGAGCGUGAAAUCAAGACCAAGAACCUCGAGUUGGCUGACAUGAUCCGCGAGCGUGACCGUGCCCUUCACGACAAGGACCGCGCGAGCGGCAGCAGCAAGGAUGAGGUCGAGAAGCUCAGGCGGGAACUUCGCUUGGCACAGGAGAAGGCCGACAACAUGGAGCGCAGCAAGGGCAACGAGCUUUCGACCAUGCUCUCCAAGUACAACCGUGAGAUGGCGGACCUUGAAGAGGCCCUGCGCAACAAGUCGCGCCAGUUGGAGGACGCUCAUAUGAACCUCCGAGAUGGCAGCUCUGACCUUGAGCAGCUUCUCCGGGACAAGGAGGAGGAGCUUGAGGUGUACAAGGCGGGCAUGGAUCAGACCCUCAUUGAGCUCAACGAGCUGAAGAUGAACCAGGGUGAUACUGACCAUGCUUUGGAUGGCCAGAUCGAUGCCUUGAUCAUGUCGAACCUCGAUAAGAUCAACGACAUUAUUGACUCGGUUCUUCAGGCGGGUGUUGCGCGUGUGGAUGAUGCGCUCUACGAGUUGGACUCUAGCAUGCAGGCCGGCAACCAGAAUGCUUCACCUUCAUACGUGCUAUCACAGAUCGAGAAGGCCUCAGCCAGUGCUAUGGAGUUCGCUACAUCGUUCAACAACUUCAUUGCGGAUGGACCUAAUGCGUCGCACUCCGACCUUAUCAAGGCUAUCAACGUCUUCUCUGGUGCCAUUGCCGACGUGUGCAGCAACACCAAGGGUCUUACACGCCUAGCUACAGACGACAAGAAGACUGAUUCCCUCAUGAACGGAACCCGUCAACCAGCCAUCUCAGCAGUGCAGUUCCUCCGAGGUCUCCAGAGCUUUCGACUUGAGGGCAUGGACCCCCUGCAAAAGACCGAUGUGGUGAUCAACAGCAACAACGACGUUCAGAUGAACCUUCAGAAGCUCAACAAGCUGGUCGAGUCGUUCGCCCCUGGCUUCGGCAAGCUCGUCAACAAGAAGGGCGACUUGGGCGACCUCGUCGACUCGGAGCUGAGCAAGGCCGCGGACGCAAUCGCGGCGGCUGCUGCACGACUGGCCAAACUCAGGAACAAACCCCGUGAUGGCUACUCAACCUAUGAGCUCAAGGUGAACGAUUCGAUCCUGGAUGCGGCGACGGCGAUCACCAACGCCAUUACGCAACUGAUCCAGGCGGCCACAGUGACACAGCAGGAGAUCGUGCAGGCUGGGCGCGGAUCGACGUCGCGAACAGCGUUCUACAAGAAGAACAACCGAUGGACAGAGGGUCUCAUUUCUGCUGCCAAGGCUGUGGCUUCGUCGACCAACACUCUGAUCGAGACAGCAGACGGCGUCAUCUCCGGACGUAACAGUCCAGAACAGCUUAUCGUGGCAUCGAACGAUGUGGCUGCCUCCACGGCGCAGCUCGUGGCCGCCAGCAGAGUCAAGGCAGGGUUCAUGUCCAAGAGCCAAGAGAAGCUGGAGCAGGCCAGCAAGGCUGUGGGUGCGGCGUGUCGGUCGUUGGUGCGCCAGGUGCAGAGCUUGAUCAAGGAGCGCAGCCAAGAGGAAGACCAGGUGGACUACUCCAAGCUUGGAACGCACGAGUUCAAGGUGCGGGAGAUGGAACAGCAAGUCGAGAUCCUCCAAUUGGAAAACGCGUUGGCUUCGGCUCGUCAUCGUUUGGGCGAGAUGCGGAAGAUCUCAUACCAGGAAGAGUAA